UGUUCUUCACUGAACACCGUCUUUCGCAUCUUCCACGCAGCCAUGGCUAAAAAAGUUGGGAAUCCUGAACAACAGCCGGUCUACCGAGUGCCAGAUCCCAAUGAAUCGGACCGGGUGGCACUCCGGCCAACAAUUAGCCUUUUCGGAGGUGUCAUGAUUAUUGUUGGAUGUAUUAUCGGUUCCGGCAUUUUUAUUUCGCCAAAGGGCCUUUUAGAUGCAGGAUCAGUAGGAUGGUCACUAGUUGUCUGGCUAAUUUGUGGAGCUUUUUCGGCGAUUGGUGCAUACUGUUAUGCAGAAUUAGGCACAUUUAUCCGGAGUUCUGGCGGAGAUUAUGCCUAUGUGCUUGCUGCUUUCGGUCCUCUGAUCGGCUUUUUGCGAAUGUGGAUCGAAUGCAUUAUUGUGAGGCCAUGCACAAUUACUGCUGUUGCAAUAACCUUUGCAACGUAUAUUCUGCAACCAUUUUUCCAACACUGUGGUGCUCCCUAUUUGGCGCCACAGCUUCUGGCUGCCGGGUGCAUUGCACGUUUUUUAAGACUAAUUGAAGCGGGAUAA
Messenger RNA from Gongylonema pulchrum, 552 nucleotides. Lineage: Eukaryota; Metazoa; Nematoda; Chromadorea; Rhabditida; Gongylonematidae. The record is from the annotation of a GenBank genome assembly.